GAAUUAUAAAAGGAUAUUUUGUUUCUUGAUCUGGGUCAUUGAUUUUUUUCAAGAAAAAGUUAAAAUAAUUUGAUAAUAUAAUAUUAUUUUAGGGGUGAUUAUGCCCCUGGUUUUUGCUUACUUCCCCAUUGGAUGAUGAGAUAAUGAUAUGCCCAACCUCAAUUCAAAUGCUGGACAGCAUACUGAACCCAGAGAGGCAGAGAGGGUGUUGAGGAAAGAAAAAGGGUAGAGAGAGGAGAGAGGACAGAAGCCAACUGGGUCAGAUAUAGUUUUACUUGGUGAGGGUAUUCUUUGAAAAAGUUCACUCUUGAGACUACUAGAAAAGAACCGGAUAUAGAAAAGAGCCAAUUUUUCCCUUACUCAUUACUGAUUCCCUCACAGGUUUCCCCGAAAUAACAAUUGGUUUGGGUUCAACUUACUGUUUGGUAUCAUUUGUUUGGUUCUUUUGUGUUCUUCAAAGGAGGUUUUGAUGGGAUUUAAAUGCUAAAUACAGCAAGAGGAAGGAAACUUAGUAUUGAACCAUAAAGUGGAAUACUAAGAAGAGAUCAGAGGGUGGACCGCCUUGUUUUCUUGGUUUUGGUGAAUUGUUAGAAUCGGUUCAUGCAGUUUUCGCAUUAUUCUUUGUGGGUUCCGAGUGGGUUUUUUGGUAAAGCAUUGAUUUGGAUGAUUUACGUGACGUGGGCUUUUAGCAAUUUUUGCUUCUCAAUUUGAAUUUUUCAUUCUGGGGUUCUCUUGGAGGGUGAUUUUGAUGAGUUGUGUUGCUGGAACUGGGGUUUUUGUCAAGCUUUCAAGGCUCUUUGUGAAGGCACACAGGUGGGCUUUGGUUAAAAUGUCCAUGAAUUUCAAGCUCUCUGGCUUAACUGGCACAUUGCCAGCAAGUUUUAAGAUGAAGAAGCAAAAUGAUCCUUUGCAUGGGCCUAAUUCUGUCAAGAAAUGGAGGAGAAAGAUUCUGUUUCUUUGGUUUUUAUGUGUUCUCAACAUAGCUAGCAUAUGGUUUCUUUUGAGUUUUGAAAAAGGGGCACUGGGGAGGAAAGACAGGAAUCUAGAUUCUUGUGAAGAAAAAGCUCAAGUCUUGCUCGAGCAUUUCAAUGUCAGCAAGAGCCAGCUUCAUGCUUUGGUUUCUUUGUUUUCUGAAUCAGAUCAGGUAACAUCCCUUGAAUGCCCCAAAGAACUGGGACCUGAAAUGGCAAUGACCAAUGGCAUUACCUGUGCUCUGAAGGUACUGUGUUUAAAGAAGCAGGAAUUUCAACCGCAAGAAAGAUGGGCUACUGAAGAUGUAGAACAUAAUGAGCAAUGCCCAGCUCAAGAUAUGAACAUCCCGAGGAAGCCUGAACAAUCGUUGAGAGACAAAUUGAACAUCUUGCAAACAAGCAAAAUGAGGGACCAUGCAGAAGAUCAUUGUAAUAUUUUUGCUUUUGGUUUGGAAAAAGUAUGUUGGUGGAUCCUUUUUGCAACGAUUGUAAGCAGCACAUUGUCAGGUUUUCAUUUGAAAUUCUGGAGGAAGAAGACGCUGAAGCUAGUUCAUCUGGAGCCAGUGCCUGAGCAUUGGCACCAACUGUUGCAGCUGAAGCAGCAACAGCUAUCACAGAGUCAUCCUAAGGGUGCUGGAAAGUGGAGGAAGAAGAUUCUUAUAAUUUUUGUCCUGCUUGGAAUUCUUACCUCUUUUUGGUUGUUUUGGCACUUGGAUAAAAAAAUAAAGCUGAGAAGGGAAGAGACUCUUGCCAACAUGUGUGAUGAGCGAGCACGAAUGCUGCAGGAUCAGUUUAAUGUGAGUAUGAACCAUGUUCAUGCCUUGGCUAUUCUUGUAUCCACCUUUCACUAUGGAAAAGAUCCCUCUGCAAUUGAUCAGAAAACAUUUGGUGAAUAUACUGAGAGAACAGCUUUUGAGAGGCCACUCACUAGUGGUGUUGCAUAUGCUUUGAAAGUUCCACAUUCAGAAAGGAAGCAAUUUGAGAAACAGCAUGGCUGGACAAUAAAGAAAAUGGAGAUGGAGGACCAGACUCUAGUUCAAGAUUGUAUUCCCGAAAAGUUGGAUCCUGCACCCAUUCGAGAUGAAUAUGCACCUGUGAUAUUUUCUCAAGAAACUGUCUCUCAUAUAGUCUCUAUUGACAUGAUGUCUGGAAAGGAAGACCGAGACAACAUAUUGCGAGCAAGGGCAUCUGGAAAGGGAGUACUGACAUCUCCUUUUAAGCUUUUGAAAUCCAACCACUUGGGAGUUGUACUUACUUUUGCUGUUUAUAAUGCUGAUCUUCCUCUAGAUUCCACACCAGAACUACGAAUUGAAUCUACUGUGGGGUAUCUUGGUGCGUCUUAUGAUAUCCCAUCACUGGUUGAGAAGCUUCUGCACCAACUUGCCAGCAAGCAAACAAUUGUUGUGAAUGUUUAUGACACAACUAAUGCAUUGGCUCCAAUUCUUAUGUAUGGCACUGAUGUUACUGAUACAGGCCUCUUGCACAUCAGCAACCUUGACUUUGGGGAUCCAUUGCGGAAGCAUCAAAUGCAUUGCAGGUUCAAGUAUAAACCUCCUUUGCCUUGGACAGCGAUAAAUGCUUCAGUUGGUGUCCUAGUUAUUACUCUUCUGGUUGGCCAUAUCUUUUAUGCAGCCAUAAGCAGAAUUGCAAAAGUUGAGGAGGAUUAUCGUGAGAUGAUGGAGCUCAAAGUUCGUGCUGAAGCUGCAGAUGUGGCAAAAUCUCAGUUUCUUGCAACUGUUUCCCACGAAAUCAGGACCCCAAUGAAUGGUGUUUUAGGUAUGCUGCAAAUGCUAAUGGAUACUGAGCUUGAUGCAAAUCAAAUGGACUAUGCCCAGACUGCUCAUGCUAGUGGAAAAGAUCUAAUCUCACUGAUAAAUGAGGUUCUUGAUCAGGCUAAGAUAGAAUCAGGCAGGCUAGAACUAGAAUCUGUUCCUUUUGAUCUACAUUCAGUCCUUGAUAACGUUCUAUCGCUUUUUUCGGGCAAAUCCAAUGAAAAAGGGAUUGAGUUAGCUGUUUAUGUCUCCAACCAAGUGCCUGAAGUUGUUAUUGGCGACCCUGGACGGUUCCGGCAGAUAAUUACAAAUCUUGUUGGUAAUUCUGUAAAGUUCACACGAGACAAAGGGCAUAUAUUUGUCUCAGUUCAUCUGGCUGAUGAAGUGAGAAGCCCACUUGGUGUUAGGGAUGCAGUGCUGGAGCAAGGCUUGAAUUUAGCUCGGGACAUGACAAAUGAAAUUGAUAAUACAUUAAGUGGGUGUCCUGUGGUUGACAGAUUGAAAAGUUGGGCAAACUUUAAUAGGUUAAAUAGCACAGAUACAAUAGAGGAACCUGAAAUGAUUAGAUUACUAGUUACAAUUGAGGAUACAGGUGUGGGAAUACCCCUGGAUGCCCAAAGCCGCAUUUUCACUCCUUUUAUGCAGGCUGACAGUUCCACUUCACGAACCUAUGGUGGGACUGGAAUAGGAUUGAGCAUCAGUAAAUGUCUGGUGGAUCUCAUGGGUGGCGAGAUUGGGUUUGUUAGUGAACCUGGCACUGGCAGUACCUUCUCAUUCACUGCUUCUUUCAGAAAAGGAGAAUUGAGUUCUCUGGAUACAAAGUGGCAACCUUAUGACCCUACUAUUAUGGAGUUCCAAGGAUGGAGAGCAUUGGUAAUUGAUAAAAGAAGAGUCCGAGCAGAGGUCACUAGGUACCAUCUUCAGAGGUUGGGUAUAUCCGUGGAUAUAGCUUCCAGCCUGAAAUCUGCAUGUUCUUAUCUAUUGGGAGGUUGCUACACAAGUGUUCCAGCAGAUUUGGCUGUGGUUCUUAUUGACAAAGAUGUUUGGCAUAAUGAAAUCAGUAUUUCUUUCAAUCAUUUGUUGAAAGAAUCCAAGCGAAAUUGUGGAAAAGAAAUCUUAGGUAACCUUCCAAAGAUUUUUUUCUUGGCUACCACCAUCAGUCCUGAUGAACGCUAUGAACUCUUAUCUGCUGGUUUAGCAGAGAAUGUAAUUAUGAAGCCUCUUCGAUUAAGUGUCUUAAUUGCUUGCUUUCAAGAAGCCAUUGGAAGUGGCAAGAAGAGUCCAGCAAAGAGAAAGAAACCAUCAACUCUUCAGAAUCUACUAAGAGGAAAGAGAAUUUUGGUGGUAGAUGACAAUACAGUGAACAGAAGAGUGGCAGAAGGAGCUCUAAAGAAAUAUGGAGCAAUUGUUACCUGUGUGGAGAGUGGCAAGGAUGCUUUGGAACUGCUAAAACCACCACACACAUUUGACGCUUGUUUUAUGGAUCGCCAUAUGCCAGAAAUGGACGGCUUUGAAGCUACCCGGCAAAUUCGGUCAAGGGAGAGGCAAUUUAAUAAGGAAAUUGCAUCUGGGGAAGCAUCAGCAGAGAUGUUUGGAAAUGUGGCUUAUUGGCACACACCAAUACUGGCAAUGACAGCUGAUGUAAUUCAGGCAACAAAUGAAGAAUGCAUAAAAUGUGGGAUGGAUGAUUACGUGUCAAAGCCAUUCGAAGAAGAGCAGCUUUACAAUGCAGUGGCUCGUUUUUUUUGAGUCUCGUUGACAGAAUGGAUUUAGAUGUCAGCUAUUGCUAAUCUGACUUUCAGCCAGCUGGCUGAUCUGCGCUGAAUUUACCUUGACCUCCAAAGCAUUUGACUAGCAGACUAAUGGUGGAUAGAAUGAUCUCCAACACAUUCUUAUCAUCUUUCCAGCUCUGGAUUCUGAGACUUUGAAGGUGACUUAAUUCAAGUAUGGAUGAUCUGGAAGUACAAGCAAAUACUUGUGGCCAAUUUGUUGUCCCUGGUUGGUCACAAUAUGAUCAAUCAAAGGAGACAAUAAUCAACAUGAGUAGGCAGAUGACAAAAUGCUAGCAGUGAUCCUUGUUUGAAUGCUGAUGAGAUUAUCAAUUCAACUUUUGAUCUUCUUCUGACUUGUGCAUGAAAUAUGCACACAAUUUACUGAGGGUGAAAGAAGGAACUAUUUUAGCGCUGCGAAUGGUAAUUUUGACUAUAAUAUUUAUCUUCUGAUCUUCCCUUCCCGAGUAGGAUGGAAAUAAACUAAAAAGUGGGGUGAUAUGCAGAGAAUGCAGCACAACUGCAGAGUGUAAAGGGAGACCCCAUUUAUGGAAACUCAAGGGUAUAAAGACGUACCAGUAGCAUUUUCUUACUUAAAAGAUAUUACUUGAGAUACAUUCUGAUUUUCACUAUGAUUUAUAAAAGAGAAUGAAGUGCUGUAUGUAACUGGUAGUCAACGUGUAAUGAAGAUCCAGUUUGUUGUAACUAAAAUUUUCUUCGUUGUACGUAAAUAGUAACAUUAUUUUUAAUUAACAGAAUAAAUAAAAAGUUGAGAGAGGUUCUAUUGA
Hevea brasiliensis (rubber tree) is the source of this 5300-nucleotide messenger RNA. RefSeq names its product histidine kinase 2. The record is from RefSeq and is a predicted model, not a curated record. The transcript has 15 exons. NCBI's taxonomy places the organism in Eukaryota, Viridiplantae, Streptophyta, Magnoliopsida, Malpighiales, Euphorbiaceae. Gene Ontology annotation, molecular function: phosphorelay sensor kinase activity. Gene Ontology annotation, biological process: phosphorelay signal transduction system; phosphorylation. The coding region runs from base 749 to 4492 and encodes 1247 amino acids.